Messenger RNA from Syzygium oleosum, 1291 nucleotides. RefSeq names its product E3 ubiquitin-protein ligase RSL1-like. Gene Ontology annotation, cellular component: cytoplasm; ubiquitin ligase complex. Gene Ontology annotation, biological process: protein polyubiquitination; positive regulation of proteasomal ubiquitin-dependent protein catabolic process; ubiquitin-dependent protein catabolic process. Gene Ontology annotation, molecular function: ubiquitin conjugating enzyme binding; zinc ion binding; ubiquitin protein ligase activity. NCBI's taxonomy places the organism in Eukaryota, Viridiplantae, Streptophyta, Magnoliopsida, Myrtales, Myrtaceae. The record is from RefSeq and is a predicted model, not a curated record. Bases 576 to 1277 code for a protein of 233 amino acids. The transcript has a single exon.
UGCGAGUCCUGGACUCGGUUCCCGCCGAAACUCGGUUUUCGUCCUCGCGAAAGCGGAAGAAGAAGUCCUUCAGUGGCUCGUCGGUGACCGAAACAGGUCAGCCGUCGAAUUCCAAGUCCGACCCUCCGUUCAUCUGUGAAGUUUGCGCUGUCCCGAGGACGAAUGAGGUCCCGUUUCGUAUCACGGGCUGUGGUCACGCAUGUUGCAACGAUUGCGUCACUAAACACGUAGCUUCGAAGCUUCAUGACAACGUGACGCGCGUAGGCUGCCCCGUCUUGGGCUGUGGCGGCGUCCUGGAGCUGGGGCAUUGUAGCUCGAUACUCCCUCCUGAAGUGUUCGAUCGUUGGGGCAAUGCAUUGUGUGAGGCUCUGAUUUUGGAGGCGGAGAGGUUUUACUGCCCGUUUACGGAUUGCUCGGCGUUGUUGAUCGACGAGGGAGGCGCGGUCGUGAGGGAAUCGGAGUGUCCGAAUUGCCGGAGAUUAUUCUGUGCUCAGUGUAGAGUGCCGUGGCAUGCAGGGUUUAAGUGUCAGGAGUUUCAGGGGUUGAAUGAGGGAGAGAGAGGGAGGGACGACAUAAUGUUGUUGAAGGUGGCUCCGUCGUCAAUCUUGCGAAAGGGAAAGUGCAAGAAGGAGCCCCACAGUGGGUCAUUGGUCACCGAAACAGACCAGCUGUCGAAUUCCAAGUCCGAUCCUUCAUUUAUCUGUGAAAUUUGCAUCGAGCCGAGGACGAACAGCGACCUGUUUCAUAUUAAGGGUUGUAGUCAUGCAUAUUGCAAUGAUUGCGUUACUAAAUACGUAACUUCAAAGCUUGGCGACAACAUGACGGGCAUAGGCUGCCCUGUCUCGGGCUGUGGCGGCAUACUGGAGCCGGAGUAUUGUAGGUCGAUACUCCCUCCAGAGGUGUUUGAUCGUUGGGGCAAUGCAUCGUGCGAGGCUUUGAUUUUGGAGGGGGAGAGGUUUUACUGCCCGUUUAGGGAUUGCUCGGCGUUGUUGAUCAACGACCGAGGCGCAGUCGCGAGGGAAUCAGAGUGUCCGAAUUGCCGAAGAUUAUUUUGUGCACAGUGUAGAGUGCCUUGGCAUGCCGGGGUGGAGUGUCGGGAGUUUCAGGGGUUAAAGGAGGGGGAGAGAGGGACGGAGGACAUAAUGUUGAUGAAGCUGGCUGAGAAGCAGCAUUGGAGGAGGUGCCCUAAGUGCAAGUUCUAUGUUCAGAAGAUUUCUGGUUGCGCGUUUGUAAGGUGCAGGUUGGUUUGCUUUUGGCUCUUCCUUAUAUUUCCCUAACCCAAAUUCGUGCG